This is a messenger RNA of Cyclopterus lumpus (lumpfish), 2619 nucleotides long. RefSeq names its product nuclear receptor subfamily 4, group A, member 1 (gene nr4a1). Gene Ontology annotation, biological process: regulation of transcription by RNA polymerase II; cellular response to corticotropin-releasing hormone stimulus. The record is from RefSeq and is a predicted model, not a curated record. Gene Ontology annotation, cellular component: nucleus; transcription regulator complex. Gene Ontology annotation, molecular function: zinc ion binding; RNA polymerase II cis-regulatory region sequence-specific DNA binding; nuclear receptor activity. The coding region runs from base 121 to 1836 and encodes 571 amino acids. The transcript has 7 exons. NCBI's taxonomy places the organism in Eukaryota, Metazoa, Chordata, Actinopteri, Perciformes, Cyclopteridae.
UAUAAAUGUGUUGCGGAGGGACUUGCUCGUCAGCUGGGAAACACUGAAGAUGACUGACGGCUGUUUGUGGAGUACAGACAGUUCAAAACACUACUAGACGGUCCUAACAGUCAUGCAACCAUGACCUGCAUACACCCCCAGCAUGGAUCUCAGCUUUAUGAGAACAGCCUUGGCAGCUCGGAGCUUCAGAGCACAGACUUUAUCUCCAGGCUGACUGUGAAUAUGAGCAGCCCACGAGACCGCCUCUCUGCUCCAUCCCUGCCAAGCAUCAGCUCCCUGGUGGACACUCAAAGGGGCGACUUUGAUGCAUAUUCAUGUCAGUUUACUGCAACCCCUGCCCAUGUAACCCCAUUGUCUGGCCAGGAGACCCCCUUGAAGCUGGAUGACCUCCAGGUUUACGGUUGCUACCCUGGAGCGCUCACACUGAGUUACCAGGAUGAAGCUGUGUCCCCUUGUGGGUCCGAUUAUUUUGGCAGCCCUACAUCGACUUCGUCUCCUUCAACCCCCCGGUUCCAGAGUCAGCAUGCGUCCAACUGGGAUUCAGCCUUUGGGCCAUACUCACCCAGUCCAGGAUACUGGGUGGCAGGGAACACCUCAGUGCCACUAGAGUCCACUUUCUUCCCUUUUGGGUCUGAGGAGGACAUGUCUCAUUUGGGUCAACCACACUUACAAGAGCAGGAUCCUUUCACUUUGACCCACCCUCAACCGUCAGCACUGAACUUCCCUGCCUUGGCGAUGGAGCAAGCAUGCAUUCUCAAUGGCACAGACCAGCUAAAUGGGAGCUUAUCACCCAAAUUUCAAAAUCCCAGUGGAAAUGAGGGCUGCUGUGCUGUGUGUGGGGACAACGCCUCCUGUCAGCACUAUGGGGUUCGCACCUGUGAGGGAUGCAAAGGGUUUUUCAAGCGUACAGUACAAAAAAAUUCCAAGUAUGUUUGCCUCGCCAACAAAGACUGUCCCGUAGACAAGAGGAGGCGGAAUCGAUGUCAGUUCUGCCGUUUCCAAAAGUGUCUCGUUGUGGGCAUGGUGAGGGAAGUUGUGAGAACGGACAGCCUGAAAGGACGAAGAGGUCGCCUGCCUUCAAAGCCUAAAGUUGUCCAGGAUGUGACAACCACUGUGUCUCCAGUGAGCAUGAUUGCUUCACUUGUGAGGGCCCACAUCGACUCAAACCCUGGCAUUGGGAAACUGGAUUAUUCCAAGUUUGGUGAGACCCAAAUCAGUCUGGACCAGAAAGUUGACGUAAGUGACAUCAAACAGUUUUACGACUUACUCACGUCCUCCAUUGAGACCAUAAGGAAGUGGGCGAAGAGCAUCCCAGGGUUCUCUGAGUUCUGCUCAGAAGACCAGGAACUGCUGUUGGAAUCUGCGUUUGUUGAACUCUUCAUCUUGCGUCUUGCUUAUCGUUCCAAUGCGGAAAUGAACACGCUCAUCUUCUGUAAUGGGGCCGUGCUUCACAAAACGCAGUGCGUCCAAGGCUUUGGCGACUGGAUUGACUCCAUCUUGGAGUUUUCUCAAAGUCUCCAUCGCAUGAAGCUCGACAUUUCCUCCUGCUCCUGUCUCACAGCCCUCGUCAUUAUUGCUGACCGACAUGGUCUCAAGGAGCCAAAACGUGUGGAGGACUUGCAGAACCAGCUCGUCACUUGCCUUAAAGAUCACAUCUCUGGAAGCGGCUCUGACUCGUUGCGGCCAAAUUAUUUGUCCAGAAUUCUUGGGAAGCUGCCUGAGCUCAGGACUCUAUGCACUCAAGGCUACCAGCGUAUAUUUUACCUUAAAUUGGAAGAUCUUGUUCCCCCGCCACAGAUUGUGGAAAAAAUCUUCAUAGAUACGCUUUCGUUUUGAGUGUGAGAUGGGAGCUGUGAUAUAAAUAAUCUGGAGUUCAUGUGAGAGCGAAAGAGAACAGACCGAGAAUACGGAAGAAAAAUAAUCCUAAAGGAUUAUGCAGCUCUAGAGGAAAAGGCCUACAUCUGAGUUAUAAAGCGAAUGAGUUGUAAAACUUGCAGAAGCAACAUGUACGUGGAGCUAUCACAAAUUUCUCUUCUUAGUUUGUUUUUCCAGGAACUUGUCUACUCUGCAGACAGACCAGUUAAUGGACCAAAAUGUGACUGUUUACAUAUAAGAAGGUGCCCAAAAAAGCAGUUACAAACUGAAUACAAACCAUAUAUGCACCAUCAUUUCAAGGAUAAAAUCAUCUUGCUUUUUUAAUAAACAUUUUUUGACUGUAAGUUGCACAUAAAAUAUCGUGCAAAGCAUUAUUAUAUCUUCAGUUUACCGAUUACGGUUAUGAUUAAAUACUUCAGGUGCUCCAGGAAGUUUUCAAUUUUUUUCACAGAACCACUCAAAUACACUCAGCCUCCAAACUGAUGUUUGGUAAGUCCACACAUCAAUAUCGACAGCAUGAGUCCCUGAGAGCUCCAGUUUGCUGUAUAUCUAAUGCCACCAUAUGAUUUGGUGAUCGUACAGUAGGUUAAACCUACUGAAUUAUUUAGUGUUAUAAUUCAUGUAUCAUGAAUUGACAUUGUGCAGCUAAUAGACUGUCUAUUGAACACUGGAUAUGUAGAUUAUUUUGAAUCUGUUUUAAACCUGCUGGUGUUGUUGCCACAUAAACUGUGGGUCAGUGGUUAA